Aricia agestis (brown argus) is the source of this 801-nucleotide messenger RNA. Its product is annotated as fork head domain-containing protein FD4-like. The record is from RefSeq and is a predicted model, not a curated record. Gene Ontology annotation, biological process: anatomical structure morphogenesis; regulation of transcription by RNA polymerase II; cell differentiation. Gene Ontology annotation, molecular function: RNA polymerase II cis-regulatory region sequence-specific DNA binding; DNA-binding transcription factor activity, RNA polymerase II-specific. The coding region runs from base 1 to 801 and encodes 266 amino acids. The transcript has 2 exons. NCBI's taxonomy places the organism in Eukaryota, Metazoa, Arthropoda, Insecta, Lepidoptera, Lycaenidae.
AUGCCGCGGCCGCCGCGCGCCUCCUACGGCGAGCACAAGCCACCCUUCUCCUACAUAUCGCUCACCGCCAUGGCCAUAUGGAGCUCGCCGGAGCGCAUGCUGCCGCUGGCGGAGAUCUACCGGUUCAUCACGGACCGCUUCCCGUACUACCGCCGCAACACGCAGCGCUGGCAGAACUCGCUGCGGCACAACCUCUCCUUCAACGACUGCUUCGUGAAGGUGCCCCGGCGGCCGGACCGGCCCGGCAAGGGCGCCUACUGGACGCUGCACCCGCAGGCCUUCGACAUGUUCGAGAACGGCUCGCUGCUGCGCCGCCGCAAGCGGUUCAAGCUGCACAAGGGGGAAAAGGACAGCCUCAACGCUGAGUUGGCAGCGCUGGUGGAUUUCGACCGGGCGUUCUCGUCGGGUCGGACGGACGAAGCGCUUCAGACGGAACGAAGUCCAGAAAUAAGGUCGGAGCUUCGAGUAUCAAAAGCGACACCGAAGAAACCGUUUACGAUAGACAACCUGCUGAACAGCGACGUGGAAGUGGACUCGGGAGACGAGGCGAGUGAGGUGGAGCCCCGCGUUAGGGCGCCCGCGCCGACCGCCGCGGAAGUGUUGAUGGCUGCCAUGUGGAACCCCAUGCUGCCCUUCCAUUACAAUUAUUUGGUGCCUUUUAAUUUUCCAAUGAGUUUCAAUCAUGAUUUGAACAGUGCGUGUUAUUAUCCUCCCCUAGAUCGGUGUCAUAGCGGCACCGAUCUCAUUGAGGACGUGACUGUCUUCGUGCUGUGUGGCCCGCGAACUCAGGAGCGGAUCUAG